Molecule: messenger RNA, 1512 nt
Organism: Parascedosporium putredinis
Lineage: Eukaryota; Fungi; Ascomycota; Sordariomycetes; Microascales; Microascaceae
Source: the annotation of a GenBank genome assembly
AUGGAGGCGAGCCAUGUCAUGAACGUGCUGCGCACCGUGCCUAACCUCUUUAUCCUCUUCGCCUCCAUCGCCAACGCCGGCGCGAGCAUCGCAUGCCUCAUCGGCUACGAUGGCGUCCGGGCCGGGACGGAUUCUGCGCUGUGCAAGACUCAGGCUUUUCUCCUUGAGAUGCUCAUGCAAUCCGAUCCGUGGUGGUCCUUUGCCAUGGCCGUCAACGUCUACCUCGUCUUCUUUUAUGGUGCUAACCCGGCCUCGUUUCGCAAGUACGUCUGGGUCUACUGCCUCAUUUGCUUCGGCAUCCCCUUUAUCCCCGCCUUGGUUUGUCUCUUGUACAAGGAGGAACACCGCGGGCCGGUCUACGGCGAUGCUACGCUCUGGUGCUGGAUAGGCAACGAAUGGACCGAGCUCCGCAUCUACACGUACUACCUGCCCAUCUGGGUCUGCAUCUUCUUCUCCACCCUCAUCUACUUCGCCGUCGGAUACCGCGUCUUCAAGCAGCGCAACCAGCUCCGCAACCUGACGUUUAGCGCCCACGAUGCCGCCGACGCCAACGACGGGAAAGAGGCGUCGUCCGCCUCGGACGUGCGCGAAUCAGCCGACAAGCACAAGCUCGCCGCCGCCAACGCCUACGGCACCGCCGUCACCGAAGUCAAAAUCACCACCUCCGCCCAUCCCCCUCUCCGCCUCAUCCGCGCAGGCCCACGCCGCCGCCGUCGCCGCCGCACUCUCCGGCCCCCGCUUCGAAACAACCUGCACCGCCAACCACAGCCCCUCGCACCAAACCAACCCACCUCCACCUCCACCCGUCGCCCCCGCUACCACCACCACCACCACCACCACCGCCGCCGCCGCCUCCCCGACGAAGAAGCCCGCCGCGACACCCGCCUCUUCUCCGCCCUCGGCAAAUUCCGCGCCCGCCUCCGCCACCUCGACCCCGUCAAGCUCGCCUACCUCCGCACCAGCUUCGUCUUCGCCAUCUCCAUCCUCAUCACCUGGGCCCCCAGCUCCGUCAACCGCAUCCACAACCUCAUCCACCCUUUCGCCCCCAACUACGGCCUCAACGUCGCCAGCGCCGUCGUCUUGCCCCUCCAGGGCCUCUGGAACGCCAUCAUCUACUUUAGCACCAGCUGGCGCGCCUGCCGCGAGGAACUCGCCAGGCUCUGCGGCGCCUACGCCCAUUCCCCUUGUCCUUGUCGUCGUCGGCCCCGCCCUAUCACCACCAUCAUUCGUCCGCUUCCUCCUCCUCCCCUUCGUGCGCCGCUUCGCUCUUCGCCUGCUGGCCCUGGUGGCCCCGCCGAUUGUUUUACCCUGACCCGCCGGACCACGUGGCCACAGACCCUGGUGAGCUCCAUCGUACCCGGCGGCAGGGAUAUCCGGGAUCGGGUCUGGGAAAUGGCGAGAGAUACGGCUGGGCGGAGGAUAGGCGGCGCGGUGCGUUUUACGGUGGGUCACGGCACGGUUCGGAGAGAGCCGGGGAUUUGCCGCCUCGAGUCCGGCCGUGGAUACCAUUGA